AUGGACCGCGCCACUGUUCUUCUGAUGGUGGUUCUCGCUCCUAAUGUUGCUACGAAAAACGAGCGGUCCAAAAGGCAGCUUCAGAGAACAUACAAAAAUGCCUACGAGGACCUGGGACCUUUCACUUUUGCCGAGAAGUCUGUCCUGUGCUGGUUUGCUAUCCUCAUGGGUUGUUGGAUCAUGCGAAAGCCUGGGUUUAUCGCAGGAUGGGGAGAUCUCUUCCCGAAUGAAGGCAAAUAUUUGACCGACUCUGUACCGGGAAUCCUGAUCGUCUUUUUGAUGUUCGCAUGGCCAAGGGAUCCUUAUGCCAAAGAUUACUCUCCAAUAUUGACGUGGUCGACGAUGCAACGCAGAUUUACAUGGUCCUGCAUGCUUCUAAUUGGUGCUGGAUAUGCAAUUUCUGAAGGCGUAGAGAAAUCCGGUCUUUCAACGAUGAUCGCCUGCGCAAUGAAGGACACUUUUGGAAAAUUCAAUUCCAUUCACUUACAAAUGCUGAUAACAACAUCAAUCAUCGCUAUGACCGAAUUCGCCAGCAAUGUGUCCACUGGAAGUAUUCUCAUCCCAAUCGUGAUAAGCAUCGUGAGUGUUCGAGAAGUUUAUGGCUAA
Molecule: messenger RNA, 606 nt
Organism: Cooperia oncophora
Lineage: Eukaryota; Metazoa; Nematoda; Chromadorea; Rhabditida; Trichostrongylidae
Source: the annotation of a GenBank genome assembly